UAUUAUCGAUGUUGUUUACCGAUAAUUUCCUGUAAAAUUAUUUAUCAAAUUAUGUUUUCUUGAUUAGUUUAGUUUUAAAAUGGAUUUAAUCUAUAAACCAAUCAUUGGAAAUACAAAGGAAUCUAUUGAAGAUUAUUCAUUUGAAACAUGGACGCUUCCGGAAACUGUGGUGUACUUGGUAUUCGUGAUCGGCGCAUAUUUAGCCCUUGUCUUAAAGAUAUUACCCGACUAUAUGAAGAAGAGGCGGCCAUACACUUUGAAAGGCUUAUUGAUUUGCUAUAACGCAUUCCAAGUGUUUUAUUCAGCAUAUCUUGUUAUUCUUUAUACGAGUUAUAUAAUAAAACACGGAAUUAUUUGCACAUCAUGUCCUCGAGGAGAACUCUUAAGAGAGGUAACACGGGAUAUAUUUCCGUAUUUUCUGGCAAAACAAAUUGAUCUUUUAGAUACGAUAUUUUUCGUGCUAAGGAAAAAGGAUAACCAGGUGACAUUCCUUCAUGUCUAUCAUCAUUGCAUCAUGGUGACGUGGGCUACGUUGUACUAUCUCCAUAAGCCGUCAGAUCACUUUGUAGGCGUUGGUUUGAUGAACAGUUUUGUACAUGUGAUAAUGUACGCUUACUACGGCCUGUCAGCAAUGGGACCACGAUUCGCUAAAUUCGUUUGGUGGAAAAAGCAUUUAACAAAAGUACAGCUGAUUCAGUUCAUACUUGUGAUCUCAAACCUGCACUAUCAGCAGAAGUUGACACCGUGCCCGAUCCCCGCCGCCUUCCAUUACUUCUGCGUCCUCAGCAUUGGCUCAUUCUUUAUCCUCUUCAUGAAGUUCUAUCUCAAAAGUUACAUCAAACGAUCAAGUAUCGUACAAAAUCAAUGUAUCGAUAAAAAUAAAAACUUUAUCUGUAAUGAUUGUGUAAAAAUAAAAUGAUUGCU
Messenger RNA from Papilio xuthus (Asian swallowtail), 924 nucleotides. RefSeq names its product elongation of very long chain fatty acids protein 7-like. NCBI's taxonomy places the organism in Eukaryota, Metazoa, Arthropoda, Insecta, Lepidoptera, Papilionidae. The coding region runs from base 80 to 919 and encodes 279 amino acids. The record is from RefSeq and is a predicted model, not a curated record. Gene Ontology annotation, cellular component: endoplasmic reticulum membrane. Gene Ontology annotation, molecular function: fatty acid elongase activity. Gene Ontology annotation, biological process: fatty acid elongation, monounsaturated fatty acid; fatty acid elongation, saturated fatty acid; sphingolipid biosynthetic process. The transcript is spliced from 5 exons.